Messenger RNA from Alternaria metachromatica, 1080 nucleotides. RefSeq lists its product as uncharacterized. NCBI's taxonomy places the organism in Eukaryota, Fungi, Ascomycota, Dothideomycetes, Pleosporales, Pleosporaceae. The record is from RefSeq and is a predicted model, not a curated record. Bases 1 to 1080 code for a protein of 359 amino acids. The transcript is spliced from 2 exons.
AUGUGUAUACUUGUUGAUAAAGUCCGCAAAGGCUUGGCAGCGAUCAAACGUAUUUCCGGUCCUACUUGGGGUGCUACUUUGGAGAAGCGACAUCAGCUUUACCAUGGCAAACUCCUCGCCCAAAUCGUAUACGCCUGCGCCGCCUGGUUCCUCCACGACCCGUUCAAUGAUCCUUGCCACGAGAAGAUUAUGUUCGGUAUUUCACCGCGCGCACUAAGCCUCUUGGAAUCACUCCAGAUUGAAAUGCUCCUUGUCAUCUCCAGAGCAUGGAAGCAAACGCCAGUGACAUUGAUAGAGAAAGAGAUACAUGUUCUUCCAAUCCUCUUGAAGCUCCAUUCGGUCGCCAUGAACCAUCGAUGUCAGAAAUAUGAUUCCAAGGAAUACGAACUCAUCAAAUUUGACACGCAACACAAGCAUCCGUUUACGCAAAUGGGUCUUCUCGUAGAUCAACAUGUGCGCCACAUCCGCGAGGUGCGUCGCCUUCAUCAUGAUGAUGAGGCCGAACUUGAAGAUCUCUGGCAAAAGCCAGCGAAACGAAAGGUUUGGGUCAAGGACUUCACUUAUAAGAAGGCUUUCGAGGAGGCGAAGAAGCGCUUUGACCUCUGGGCGCGCGCGCAAGCAGCUAAACCAGACGGCCUGACGAAAAUACUCAACCCCGCCUAUCGAACAGGCUUUGGCGAUCACUGCUUCUCCCUCUACUUCGGUUUGGCCGCCGCACAGCAAACAAUGCUUCUUGGAUUGCGAACCGGCAACAUUGGGAUCAAUACGAAUCCCGUUCUGCGUCGUGCCACGCAAAGCAGCGACAUGAGCUGUCCUCGCUGUGGAGAUCCACUCCAUACCAUCAAGCAUCUCAUGUUCCAGUGCCCAGAAACCAUACGCCACCUACCGUCACUGAUCGAUGCCGCUUCACACUCAGACUUCGACAGGUUCAUGACAGAAGACACCGACCUUAUCAGCUCGUACGCCAUUGCAUACUUCGGCCUCGACCAGUUCGAUUCGGUCAAGGACCAAGCGAGGUACCAAUUCCCUCGGAGGAGGACUGUUAUACGGACGAAGGGUAAUGCAGAUUACAAGAAGUAG